AUGUCAGUCUUUGAUCAAGCAGAUAUUGUACAUGAAGUUUUACUCUUUCUCAAUCAUCGAGAUUGGAAAUGUUGCUUUCCAUUUGUUAUUAGUAGAACAUUUCAUCAAGUAAUGACUUGUGAGAGAUUUGCUGAAAGUUAUUAUGCAAAUUACAAAUCACUUUCCUCAUCACAAUUAAUUGAUUUGAAGGAAAAGAUUUCCCAACAUUCAAUUUGCUACAAAACUAAAGAAGAAAAGGAACCUACCAAGAAGAGAAAGAUUGAAUCAAAACCAUUUUGUAAAUUAUUGAGAGAUUGUUUAUUGGAUAGUUAUUAUAUGGACAACAAUAUUCAAGGAGGAUCAAUGUCUGGAUUUGGUUGGAUUACUAAUUACACCAAGAAAGAUAUUAAUCUUAAAAAACAAUUUUCUGUCUUGUUGGCAAAGGAUUUUUGUGUAAAGAAAUUUGAGGAUGAUACUGGACUAAUUAUCAAGUCUCAACAUGUGAAAAAAUUGUUGGAAUUGGAGAAGGUAGAUGUUCAAGUACAUCGAUUGGAUUAUAAUAAUUCAUGUUAUUUUAAUUCAAGUUCACAUACUUUGAAUAUUGAUUAUACUAUUUAUAUGGAUUGUGGUUAUCCAAUACAUGUUAAUUCCAAAUUAUUUAAUAUUUCAGUGAGAAGUGGAAAUUAUGUGGAGAGUUCACUUUCUACUACUGUUAAUGGUACUAAUAUAUUUGAAUGGAAUUACAAUGAAGAUGUAUUCAAAAUGAAAAAUAUUAAUACUGAAUUCUUAACUGGAAUAGUUGAGGAUAUUUUCCAGAGAAAGGAAGAAUUGUGGAAUGAAAUUGAGAAGGAAACUGAGAGAAAAAUCGAUUCAAAAGAGUCUAUUUAUAAGCAUUUAUUUUUGAAACUGUUAGAUCCUCUUAUCUAUUUUCAAUCAACACGUAUAGGAGUAGAUGAAUAUUAUGUUAUGGAAAAAGUUACCAUGUCACUACCUUAUUACUUUUCAACAUGGAAAUAG
Molecule: messenger RNA, 996 nt
Organism: Naegleria gruberi
Lineage: Eukaryota; Heterolobosea; Eutetramitea; Acrasida; Naegleriidae
Exons: 1
Coding region: 1-996 (331 amino acids)
Source: RefSeq, a predicted model, not a curated record